Molecule: messenger RNA, 2969 nt
Organism: Brienomyrus brachyistius
Lineage: Eukaryota; Metazoa; Chordata; Actinopteri; Osteoglossiformes; Mormyridae
Product: alpha-2,8-sialyltransferase 8F-like
Exons: 7
Coding region: 435-1514 (359 amino acids)
Biological process (GO): oligosaccharide metabolic process; N-glycan processing
Molecular function (GO): alpha-N-acetylneuraminate alpha-2,8-sialyltransferase activity
Source: RefSeq, a predicted model, not a curated record
GUGGCCGUCUCUACACUCAGAGGAGGUGGGGAAACCAGAGAAGUAGGUAAGACUGGGGGAGGGGGUGGAGAAUGCCACAAGAAUGCUUGGGAGGGUCAGAGAAAAUACUGGGAGCGUGCUCAACUUCUCAAGUUUCUAAGAGCAACAUCGAGGCACCGAAGGAGGAAGGAGAACAACACGACAAGCGGAACGCCACAGAUUAACGUGGAAGGAAGUCAGGGGGGGAGCAGAGGGAGAAGAGACAAGAAGAUAAGAGUCAUGCACUGGAGAGCGGAGGGCCGACAAGACCGCGGGGGAGGGGAGGAGUAAGUGAAGAAAUAAGAGGGAAGGACGUAACCAGCUUGGAAAGAGGGGGGGAGCCGGCAGCAGGAUUAUGCCGGCUGGACGUGGGGGGGGGGCGGAGGCUGCAGCUGGGCCCACGUCACGGGGGGGACAUGCGGCCCAUGUUGCUGGAGUUGCAGCGUUCCUGGCCGUUCCUCCUGCUCGCCCUGGUAGCUGGCACCACUCUGUUCCUGUGGUACGCCGUAGUGAUCUGCCGUGAUCUCCGAAACCCUCCUCCGAUGAGAGUGAGACCUAUUACAUCAGGAAUAUGUGAAAGCUGCAGGUGUGACAUGCCUGAGAUGCUGCUGAAGCUCUUGAACAGCAGCUGGAGCAAGCAGAAGACCAAUUCCGACAUGUUCAGGUUUCAGCUGACCACCACCUGCAAUGGAGUCUCGAACGCCAUAGUCACACAGCUCAAUACACCCUUGGGGUCAAAAGUCACAUAUGAUGGCGAGAAAAAAAAAUCUCUCAAGGUGACCCCAAAACUGUUCGACACCUUCGUGAAGGAAUCACCAUUUAUAAAUAAGUCAUUCAAGACGUGUUCCGUGGUGGGAAACGGUGGUGUGCUGGUCAACAGCAGCUGUGGAGAGGAGAUCGACUCGGCCCAGUUUGUCAUCAGGUGUAACCUUCCUCCUUUGGACAAGGGCUACAAAAGAGACGUUGGCAACAAGACGAACCUGGUAACAUCCAAUCCCAGCAUCCUCAUGGAUAAGUUUGGAUCCUUGAUGGAGCUCCGGCGCCCCUUUGUAGAGCGGCUGGGCACCUUUGGAGACUCCCUGGUUCUGUUUCCCACCUUCUCUUAUGGGCAAAACACGGCCGUCUCUUUGCGCGCCCUCUACACAGUGCAGGACUUCAGAAGCCCGGCCCGGCCCGUCUUCCUGAACCCAGAGUACCUCCGGAACCUGGCCCGGUUCUGGCGGACCAAGGGCCUGAAGAGGCGCCUCAGCACCGGGAUAAUGAUGGUCAGCCUGGCACUGGAGCUGUGUGAUGAAGUGAAUCUCUACGGCUUCUGGCCCUACCCCCAGCACCCACGGGACUGCCGGUCUCUCACCAACCACUACUAUGACGACGUGAAAAGCAGAAGAAACGUGCACGCCAUGCCGGAGGAGUUUAACCAGCUGUUACAGCUCUACAAACUGGGUGUAGUCAAGCUUCAUCUAGAGGAGUGUGUGCCAACAGCCAGAAAAGUUUGACUCCUCUUUCAUUCUCCUUUGUUGGUGGCCACAGCUGUGGUGGACCUCCUGGCUGAGUCGCUUUUCCAUGGUGGACCACAAAGAGUCUCUGAUUAGCUGUAAAACAGACCUGAUGCUGGUCUCGCAAUCAGGUGCAACUGUAAAGAUAAGUGAUAUUUCUGUGUAUUUAGCUUUAAAGGGAACCAGCUGGAAUCUGGACUAUUCCCACAAGUGUAGAUGAACCUAGUAAAAGUUCUAUUGCCAACGCCAUAGUCAAUUGUGUUGAGGUAAAGAAUUAUCUUCUGGCCAGGUGUUUACCAAAGGCAGCACUACAGUGAUGCAUGAAGUUAGCUUACCUCCUCCUCCUGGAGGUCAUUACGUUCUGUAAACACCUCUUCGGGUAACAGUUAUUUCUGUGAGUUUAUCUGCUCAAGGAAAACAUGGUUUCAUUUCCUCCUUCAGUGUGGACAUAAAACAGCACUCCUCAGGACUCGUAAAAUAUUAACGUCACUGAAGUGGUACAUUGCAGUUUUUUGUAGAUUUUAUAGAGCGUAAUGUCAGGUAUUGACUAUGGAGAGCAGUAUUAUCUACUUAAAAACAAGUGCCUGAAAUGACAUUUAAGUGCCUGAAAUUAUAUUUAAGUGUCUCUUCUUCGCAUCAGCAAACUAAUUCCAGCCAGCUCUGGAUGAGAUCUAAUCCUGAUGCUGGGAACCCUGGAAUAGGCCUUGGAGGACGUGUAGAGUAGAUCAGUCAGACUCAGUAGAUCAGUAACUCAUAACUAACAAACACAGAUAGAAAUGUGUCCAGGAUUUACCUGAAUAACAGGGGACUGUGGAUUGUCUAUGUGCACUAAAUCGAUUUCCCAAUGCCUCAGUCAGUGAGAAGCUUAAGCAGGAAGGACUGAGGAUCAUUCCAAGUUUUUCAGAGCUGUUUAACUUCUCUGUUUCGUUCCAGUUUUCCCACAUGACCUGGAAUUAGAACUCUGAAUAAAUCAUGUAAUUUUCCAUUCAGUCUGUGUAAAACUAAUCAUUCACAAUAGUUUUUCCUGCGUAUUUGUUUUAAGAAUGAAUGAGCUUUUUUAGUCAUAUUCAAACAGUUUCAGUUGUACUCCUAAAGAUUCUGAUCCCGAUCCGAAUGUUAAUCCAUGGCAAAAUGGAAGCAUUACGCAGGCUUGGUACUGACAGUGACAAUCAAGCAAUGCCAAAUCCUUUGUAAACCAUACCUAUGUAUUAAUUCAUCAUAGUCUCACUUUUACAUCCCAUGCAUCUGCUAUGGGAUAAAAACAAUUUUUAAAUUGCAUUUUCCAUUAAUUGCUAAAUGGAUUUAAUAAUUUCCAGUACAGAGAAAAGGCAGCCACUGAAAGAUUUAUGAAGAAUAUACAAAGUUUCUUUGUGAAAUGAGGGAAUUGUACGUACUGUACCUGACUGAACUGUGAUUUUAUGAAGAAUGCACAAACCAAUAAAUAGAUUUACCUUC